Molecule: messenger RNA, 234 nt
Organism: Parastagonospora nodorum SN15
Lineage: Eukaryota; Fungi; Ascomycota; Dothideomycetes; Pleosporales; Phaeosphaeriaceae
Exons: 2
Coding region: 1-234 (77 amino acids)
Source: RefSeq, a predicted model, not a curated record
AUGCCCACAUGCUUGAGCGUUACUGACUGGUCUGAGAGGACUGGGUUGGAAUUUCAACUCUCCACCGCUUCCCCACAUCUCGGCGAAUCCAGAUCAGGUUAUAUGCGCUUCGCAGACUACAAGCCUCAGUCUGUCAAUCCGCCCAUGUACGGCACCAUCUGGCGCGCUUCCACCGCCGAGGCCCUCGAUGGCACUGGCAUUCUCUUCGCCCUCCUCAUCCUCGACUUCGGAUAA